GGGUCGCGCUUCUUCUCUCAAGUCCUGUGUGCUGAUUCCAUGGACUCGGACCAGACGGAUCUCCAUUGGCGCCGGAAAUCUUGGGUUUUGCUGAACUCGUGAUGGCUGAUUUCCCCCAUGAAGUUCGAAUCCGAUGAUUGGAUGCUUCUACGCACCCUGGCCCCGCCUCUCACGACGCUGUGAGCGGUUCGAUGUUGCUCGACCGUCAUGAUUUUCACGACUACUCGGGGCGGGAUUGAACGAACUACAGGACAUGACACACGACACGACACGACUCGAGUCGACAUCCCUGUCCGCACUCAUGGUGCUGUUUCCCGUUGCUGUGCGAUUCCUUGGCCACGCGUGCUUGGACGGACUCGACGUGCAGAUGUCAUGGUUUUCUCGCUGGGGCGGGGCCGGUCUCGUGUGCUUUCACUUCCAGACCGAUGUGUACGUACUCGUGAUACUCCACCCUACAUACGGUAUACGUACGUAUGGCGCACGAGGUCCCCUCCUUCGUUUGAGGAUUCCGGGGUCUCACCAAUGCUUUCGUACCAAAGUACAGCGAUCCAAGGAUAUUUACGAAUUUGGUCAUGUGGUCCCUCUCCUUUGUUUACGACGCAGUGGAGAUCACUAAGCGCGGUGUUUGCACUUGGUUUCUUCUUUUUCUCGAGAGAACCGCUGUGUAGCUACCUAGCUAGGCAGUGGAUAUGAAGACACCUCAGGCGGACCCAUCCAGCCAAGUAAGGCCGACGGUCAUGCCCAGGUGCCCUUCGAACAAUAAGCAGGGAGAUGUCAUCGUCUCGGCAAUGCAGUCAGCUGCACAUGAAGAGGACUUGGGCGG
Dissoconium aciculare CBS 342.82 is the source of this 823-nucleotide messenger RNA. RefSeq lists its product as uncharacterized. The coding region runs from base 208 to 693 and encodes 161 amino acids. The transcript has 2 exons. The record is from RefSeq and is a predicted model, not a curated record. NCBI's taxonomy places the organism in Eukaryota, Fungi, Ascomycota, Dothideomycetes, Mycosphaerellales, Dissoconiaceae.